AUGGAUCCGGUCGGACUAGCACCGCAGACCCUCCAGCACCAUGAACCCAUCAGCUUCGGCAUCGACCAGAUUCUGAGCGGCCCCGAGCCGCCUGGCAGUGGCUGCCUUGGCCCAGGUCCCGGCCGCGUGGGGCAGACGGAGGGUGCACUGUAUACUGGCGGAUACGCUGGGCCCUCGGGCUAUGGCCCCUCAUGCUCAUUGGCCUCUCUUCCGGGGAGUCACGGCGGGGGGGUCGCGGGGGGAGUUAUCCGCGUCCCCGCCCAUCGGCCCCUCCCUGUGCCGCCCCCCACCGGGGGCCCGGCUGCAGCCCCAGGCACCCCCGGGCUAGGCGCUGGAGGCGGCCUAUCAGGCCUUACCUUCCCUUGGAUGGACAGCAGCCGCCGUUUUGCCAAGGACCGGCUCACAGCUGCGCUGUCCCCGUUCUCUGGGGCCCGCCGCGUGGGCCAUCCUUACCAGAACCGGACGCCUCCUAAGCGAAAGAAGCCGCGCACAUCCUUUUCCCGGGCGCAGGUGCUGGAGCUCGAGCGGCGCUUCCUGCGCCAGAAGUACCUGGCCUCUGCCGAGAGAGCGGCGCUGGCCAAAGCCCUGCGCAUGACGGACGCGCAGGUCAAGACGUGGUUCCAGAACCGGCGGACCAAGUGGCGGCGGCAAACUGCCGAAGAGCGGGAGGCCGAGAGGCACCGCGCAGGAAGGCUGCUCCUGCACCUCCAGCAGGACGCCUUGCCUAGGCCGCUGCGGCCGCCACUACCACCCGACCCUCUGUGUCUCCACAACUCCUCACUGUUCGCGCUGCAGAAUCUGCAACCUUGGGCUGAGGACAACAAGGUCGCAUCCGUGUCUGGCCUCGCCUCUGUUGUCUGA
Messenger RNA from Trichosurus vulpecula (common brushtail), 861 nucleotides. RefSeq names its product T cell leukemia homeobox 2 (gene TLX2). Gene Ontology annotation, cellular component: nucleus. The record is from RefSeq and is a predicted model, not a curated record. NCBI's taxonomy places the organism in Eukaryota, Metazoa, Chordata, Mammalia, Diprotodontia, Phalangeridae. Gene Ontology annotation, biological process: regulation of transcription by RNA polymerase II; animal organ development. Gene Ontology annotation, molecular function: DNA-binding transcription factor activity, RNA polymerase II-specific; RNA polymerase II cis-regulatory region sequence-specific DNA binding.